AUGACCUACGAACGCCAACGCGCAAUCGAAUCCUACGGCUGGACAUCCGUCCCCGCCUCUCUCUCCAAGCUCAUCCAAUCCUCCCCUUCAGCCUCUAACCCCGCUUUCGCGCUCCAACUAUCCGAUCUCCCCUUCCCUACAUCCUCCCUCGUAAAGAGCGUUCAGGAAUACGCACGCAGUGAAUUACCACAAGAAACCUUCCACCACUCUAUGCGCGUCUACCACUACGGCGUCGCGAUUCUCACGCACGCAUUCCCAAACUGGACAUCGAUCAACCCCUCGAGUAAAUUUCUCGAAAGCUACGCGCUCACGGCGCUUCUGCACGAUAUCGGAACCGUGCCGAGACAUUUGCAGGAGACGCUUAUGAGUUUCGAUCUCUACGGGGGUUUUAUUGCAGAUGGGGUGUUGAGGGAUGCGGGGGCGGCGAGAGAACAGCGGGAAUUGGUUGUGGAGGGGAUUAUUCGACAUCAGGAUUUGGGAGAGGUGGGGACGCAGACGAGGGUUGGGGGGUUGGUGCAGUUGGCGACGGUGUUUGAUAAUAUGGGGCAGAAUGCGCAGUUGGUGCACGAGGGGACGAUUGAGAAUGUGGUGAGGGAGUGGCCGAGAUUGGGGUGGAGUAAAUGUUUUUCGCACACCAUCGAGCAGGAGAAUGCUUUGAAACCAUGGGCUCAUUCGACACAUUUGGGAGUGAGGGAUUUCCCCGAUGGAGUGUUGGGGAAUAAGUUGAUGGAGAAGUGGGACUGA
Messenger RNA from Botrytis deweyae, 744 nucleotides. RefSeq lists its product as uncharacterized. The record is from RefSeq and is a predicted model, not a curated record. The transcript is spliced from 2 exons. The coding region runs from base 1 to 744 and encodes 247 amino acids. Lineage: Eukaryota; Fungi; Ascomycota; Leotiomycetes; Helotiales; Sclerotiniaceae.